AUGUGUAUGUAUGUCUAUAAAUUAGCAUUCGCUGUAUCAGCUGAUUGUGAAGCUCCUGCUGUUAUUUGUCCUAUUAAAAUCUGCCAGCCAGCAGAUACAGCAGAUAGAGCAGAUACAGCAGAUACAGCAGAUACAGCAGAUACAGCAGAUACAGCAGAUUCAGCAGAUACAGCAGAUACAGCAGAUACAGCAGAUUCAGCUGAUACAGCAGCCGGCACGUCAAACAGCUGGCUGACCUCAUUCAUGCAGACCUUGAGACCUGAGGAAAUGUCUUCAUCUACACGUCACGGUCGCUUGCACAAUGUUGCAUCCUGGGUAUCUGGGCUGAUACUACGUCAGACACUAAGGCGGGGAGGGGAAACAACAGAUGGGGGCCCCACUAGAGGCAGGUUACCUCAGGGGGCCCCACUAGAGGCAGGUGUACACCAGGGGGCCCCACUAGAGGCAGGUGUACACCAGGGGAGCCCACUAGAGGCAGGUGUACACCAGGGGGCCCCACUAGAGGCAGGUGUACACCAGGGGGCCCCACUAGAGGCAGGUGUACACCAGGGGGCCCCACUAGAGGCAGGUGUACACCAGGGGCCCCACUAG
This is a messenger RNA of Physella acuta, 591 nucleotides long. RefSeq names its product P-selectin glycoprotein ligand 1-like. Lineage: Eukaryota; Metazoa; Mollusca; Gastropoda; Physidae. The record is from RefSeq and is a predicted model, not a curated record.